AUGGUUAUCCAAUUUAUAGUCAGCCCCACCUUCUCUUCCGACAGAAUGAAGAAAAUGUUUCCAAUGAUUAAGCAGUGUUUGGAUGAGUUGUUGAAUACAUUGGAAAUGAAUGCCAACGAUAAGAAGGAGGUGGACAUGAAAUUAAUGUAUGGAAACCUAACAAUGGAUGUCAUAUCUACCUGUGCUUUCGCCACCAAAACUAACUCAUAUAAAGACCCCAACAGUCCGUUCAUUAAGAAUGCUCACAAAUCCUUGAAUCCAAAGUCAUAUAGACUUGUGUUGUCUAUAAUGUUACCUAAAUUUGUGAUGAAAUUAAUAAAUAUGAAGCACGCGAUUGAAGAGACUUGCUGUGAAUUCUUCUUUAAACUGACCCGUCUUAUCAUCAAUGAAAGGAAAAAUAGUAAUCAGAAAUACAAUGAUUUCAUUGAUUUAUUAUUAAACGCAGAAAAAGAUAAACCAAAUGAAGUAAGCGAUGAGUUUGAUAGCAAUGAAUCACAUCAUGUGAAUGAAGGCAAAGAAGAAUUAGAGAUCCAGAAGAAAGUGAUGUCAGGAGUGGAGCACUACAUCACUGACGAUGAGAUUCUGGCCAACGCUUGGAUUUUCUUCGUUGCCGGUUAUGACACGACUGCCACUACUCUGUCGUUCGCAACGUAUGAAUUGGCUCUCAAUCCAGAUGUUCAGCAAAAACUUUACGAAGAAGUGAUGUCUUCAGUGGACACUAACGGAGAGAUUGAUUACGACUUACUAUCGAAACUGUCGUAUUUGGAUGCAGUCGUGUCGGAGACUCUUAGACUACACGCGCUAUCCAUAAGAGUGGCCAGAAUUGCUUCACAGGAUUACAAAUUAGGUGACACCGGUAUCACUAUUAAAAAGGGACAGGCAGUUUCUAUCCCUACCUAUGCAAUCGCACAUUUGGAGGAGUUUUAUCCAAACCCGGAGUCAUUUAUUCCCGAAAGGUUUCUACCGGAAAACAAACCCAAAUUAGUUCCCUAUACUUAUCUGCCAUUUGGUGGCGGACCCCGAAAUUGUGUGGGAAUGAGGUUUGGGUUAAUGGAAGCCAAGUUAGGGUUGGCCCAUGUGAUCAGGAGAUACCGAUUCUUGAAGUGUGCCAACACUGAUAUACCCGUCUCAUUGAUUCGCAAUUUAUUCCUUCACACACCUAAACGGGUCAUCGUUGGCAUUGACAAGAGAUAA
Messenger RNA from Oppiella nova, 1194 nucleotides. The record is from the annotation of a GenBank genome assembly. NCBI's taxonomy places the organism in Eukaryota, Metazoa, Arthropoda, Arachnida, Sarcoptiformes, Oppiidae.